This is a messenger RNA of Triticum turgidum subsp. durum (durum wheat), 618 nucleotides long. Lineage: Eukaryota; Viridiplantae; Streptophyta; Magnoliopsida; Poales; Poaceae. The record is from the annotation of a GenBank genome assembly.
AUGGUGCAACCCAAGAAGAAGUUUCGUGGAGUCAGGCAGCGCCACUGGGGCUCCUGGGUCUCUGAGAUCAGACACCCCCUCCUAAGGGUGUGGCUUGGUACCUUCGAAACCGCUGAAGAGGCUGCACGGGCCUACGACGAGGCCGCCGUUCUGAUGAGCGGCCGCAAUGCCAAGACCAACUUCCCCGUGCAGAGGAGCAGCACCGGCGAUCCUGCCCCAGCUGCAACCCGGGACGUUCGUGGCGGCAGCUCCUCCUCCUCUACGAGCAACCUGUCCCAGGUUCUCAGUGCCAAGCUUCGCAAGUGCUGCAAGGCGCCGUCUCCGUCCCUCACCUGCCUUCGCCUUGACACCGAGAAGUCCCACAUUGGCGUCUGGCAGAAGCGUGCAGGGGCCCGCGCCGACUCCAACUGGGUCAUGACCGUGGAGCUCAACAAAGGGGCCGGGCCAUCCGGCGAUGCGGUGGCAGCGCAGUCCACAGUGUCAGCAACCACGGCUUCUUCACCGGCGAGUACAAUGGAUGACGAGGAGAGGCUCACGCUGCAGAUGAUCGAGGAGCUGCUGAGCAGUAGCGGUCCAGCUUCGCCAUCGCAUGGAGAAGAAGGUAGCUUCGUCGUCUGA